UUGAAUGGUCUGGAUAUUUCCGUUCCAUCGCGCCGCCCUCUCUCCAUAAAUACUUUGCGACUAAUCCGGAUAUUGUGGUCGCCGAAAUUGAUUAUAUUCGAAAGUAAUAUGGGCAGCGUUUCCAAGCUGCUACACUCAACUGACCCUCGGAUUAUUACCAAUUAUGUCUUCACUCGGUUUGUCUCUCGCUGGAGUGGAGAACUCGGAGAACGAUUCGAUGAUGUCUCACAGGUUUCAAGCAUUGCUCAAACCUAUAUUUGGCUCACAAUAUAA
This is a messenger RNA of Cooperia oncophora, 273 nucleotides long. The record is from the annotation of a GenBank genome assembly. Lineage: Eukaryota; Metazoa; Nematoda; Chromadorea; Rhabditida; Trichostrongylidae.